AUGGGAUUUGUUUCUUGGCAGAGUCCCUUAUUCAAUGGAUUUAUCAUGGGCGUGAUUGUCCUCAAUUCCUUGGUCAUUGGAUUUGAAACAGUGGAAGAAUGGAAGCAAGCACACACCAACGUGUUCAAAGCACUGGAUGAGUUCUUCCUGGCAAUAUACACCAUGGAAUGUCUAAUGAAACUCUAUGCUGAACCUAAAGGAUACUGGAAAAGCAGUUACAACAGAUUUGAUUUCUCAAUACUUGCCUUGUCAUAUGUCCAGGUCAUCAUGGAUGAACUUAAUGUAGGAGAUAAGAUUCUUACACCAUUACGACUUCUAAGAGGUUUGUGGACCCUUCAUAAUUAUAAUAUGAACACUUUCUAUUACUGUCCCCAUAGUGGCUUAAAAUGUACUUAAAAUGUAUUAACAAAACUGGGUACCCAUUUUCUGUUACUUUUAGUGUAGGUACGCUCUGUCAUGUUGAAAAUAUGUUCUAAUUCUGUUCUCUGAAAGCUACAAACUUAAUUUUUUGUCAUGAUAUUGUCAGUGCAAGUUAAUGAAUCCAUUCCAGAAAAUAAAACAAAACAACCCUUAUAUAAUAGUAAAUACUUACCUACAAGCUAUUUAAUGUCGUCAAAACAUAAUCCUCUGUGGCACAGAGACAAAAUCAUGCCCUAAGACAAGGCUGUGCUCUAAGAAAAAUUGAUGAGAACCCAGUGCUCUGAAAUUGUGAAAUCCAGGGUACCCAGCGCAUGAUUUGUAUGAAAAAAACUUAGAUUUCUAGGCACCAAAGGCCACCAGGUACUGCUAGAUCAAAGCCCUGCUAGACUCAUGGAGCUUUGCAGGGUUCUCAAUAACAGCCAGUGGCCAGCAAAAUUCACCAGCUAUUUCACGUGAACUGAGGCCGCCUACUUUUCUUUGAAAAAAAAAAAGACCCCAAAAAGCCAAAAUUUAGUGUUGUCUGUGUUCUGUUCAAACACUCUAAUGUUUGCUCCAGAAUGCUAGAAAUGCAUUCUAAGAGGCCCAGAUUUUAAAAUGGUGGCAUGCCCCUAGACCCCCCUACUAAAAAUACCAUGCACUUUUGGCACUUCCAAAUUGCGCCUGUGGUGCUAGUUUUUUGCUUCUCCGCCUACUCCAGAGCCUUUGCCACCUACUUAAAAUCUUACACAUCAAUGCAUGCAUUUCCUUUGCAGCCGCUCGCACAUUGCGGACCAUAUCCUUCAUAGAAGGCCUACAGGUUCUGGUCACUGCAUUGAUUGAUACAAUCAGGAAUUCAGUGCUAAAUGUGGUGAUCCUGCUCACUAUGCUAAUGGCAUUCUUUGCUGUUGUUGGUUAUUAUAUUUUUGGUUAUGAAGAAGACACUGGUGACAAAGAGAACUGGGGAACUCUCAGUACAGCUAUGCUUACCCUUUUCACCUUUGUGACUGUAAGUGCAACUGCAUUUGAUAUUCGUGCUCAAUGAUAUGAGACCACAAGUCUUAUUAUUUUAUGAUGGGCAGCUGGUGUAAACACAGNAGAUUUCUAGGCACCAAAGGCCACCAGGUACUGCUAGAUCAAAGCCCUGCUAGACUCAUGGAGCUUUGCAGGGUUCUCAAUAACAGCCAGUGGCCAGCAAAAUUCACCAGCUAUUUCACGUGAACUGAGGCCGCCUACUUUUCUUUGAAAAAAAAAAAGACCCCAAAAAGCCAAAAUUUAGUGUUGUCUGUGUUCUGUUCAAACACUCUAAUGUUUGCUCCAGAAUGCUAGAAAUGCAUUCUAAGAGGCCCAGAUUUUAAAAUGGUGGCAUGCCCCUAGACCCCCCUACUAAAAAUACCAUGCACUUUUGGCACUUCCAAAUUGCGCCUGUGGUGCUAGUUUUUUGCUUCUCCGCCUACUCCAGAGCCUUUGCCACCUACUUAAAAUCUUACACAUCAAUGCAUGCAUUUCCUUUGCAGCCGCUCGCACAUUGCGGACCAUAUCCUUCAUAGAAGGCCUACAGGUUCUGGUCACUGCAUUGAUUGAUACAAUCAGGAAUUCAGUGCUAAAUGUGGUGAUCCUGCUCACUAUGCUAAUGGCAUUCUUUGCUGUUGUUGGUUAUUAUAUUUUUGGUUAUGAAGAAGACACUGGUGACAAAGAGAACUGGGGAACUCUCAGUACAGCUAUGCUUACCCUUUUCACCUUUGUGACUGUAAGUGCAACUGCAUUUGAUAUUCGUGCUCAAUGAUAUGAGACCACAAGUCUUAUUAUUUUAUGAUGGGCAGCUGGUGUAAACACAGGAGAAUAAAUAAUAAUAUUGAGAUUGGCAGCCAUUCUUUUGUUCCUCUGCUACCCUAAUCUGCCUGGUCUUUUGAUGUCUUCUUGCAAGUUCAUGCAAAACUGCAUUAACUUGAAGCACUGCAUUUCUUCUCACUUUUGAUUUCUUCUAGUUUUAAAUGCCAUUAAAAGUAAAAAGCAUGAUAUGCAAGGCCAGUACAGUCUGAAUCAUUAUGGCAAUUUAAGUCAUUCUUUAAAUUUCUCUGAGUAGGGUUAAGAGUGAGUUGUUGAUGAUAGUGGUUUGAGAGACAUUUUAGUUGAUCAAAAAUUACUUCUCUAGAAAAGAAAUUAUGGAUGUAGUCUCUUCCAAUUUGCUCCUACCUUCUGCUUGUAGUCGGCUUUUUUAUUAUCAGCUAAUAAUGUAAUUCAAAGGUUAAAGGUUCCUCUAUCAAGUUACUUCAUUUUUAGGUAGAUGGCUGGACUGAGAUUCAAAAAGAUCUUGACAAGAGGCCUUACAGCCAAUGGUUUACUGUCAUCUUCAUUUUCUUGGGACACUUUAUCUUUACAAAUUUAUUUAUUGGCAUCAUAAUCAUGGUCUGUAUAUGUAUUUUUUUUCCUUCAUAAUUUUAUAACUGAGUUUGUGAAGACAAGUUUUUUAUGGAUAAGCAAUUAACUCCAGUGGUACUGACUCUUAUUUCCUCUGAAGUCCUAUUCUCCUAUGAUACAAAUGUAAUCACUAUUACUUUUAUUACUUUUCAGCUACAGCCUCUUUAUACAAAAUAACUUGGUUUUUGUUGUUUACAGAACAUACAUGAAGCUACUGAGAAGUUUAUAACUCAGCAGAGACAAGAAAAAGAAGCUGUGUUACAGGUCAGUGCCAGAGUUUAAUAUAGUUUGUUGGGUUUGUUGCUUUUUAUUAGCUUUUUAUACCAGCAUGUGUUCCCAACAUUAAUUCAUAUGUAACCAGAAAAUGCUCUGUUGCAACAUCAACUAAAAUGGAGGAAACAGCAAAGAAAAAGCAAUUGGAGAGAAGAUGUACUCUUACCAUUUUUGUACAAUGAAGCUGUCCUUCUCCAGAUUAUUUAAUGAGGAAAUGGCAAAUUCAAUACAAACAUUAUGUGGUGUACUGAAGUGAUUACAGUCAGAUGUUUGAUACAAGUGUUUUGAAAGGCAGUAAAAUGAGCCAGUGGAAAUGAAACUGAACAGUAAAAUAUUAAUGGUUUAAUAAGGUCAGGACCUUCAAGAAAUAAUAAUUAAAAGUGUAGAUAAAAUGCAACAUCUAUAUUUUUAACAAAUUCUCUCCUGACAUAUCAUCAUGAUAAUAAUAUUCUUAUUAUUGUGCUGUUUUAGAUGAAAAAAGAUUUUCUCUUUCAAAGACAACAUGAUGAUGUGAAGGAAAUGUUGGAAAAGCAGGUGCUCUAUAGUGAUCAUGUAUUAAAACAUACCACACACAUAAGACAGAUAGAUUGUACUGCACUCAACACUCCCAUACUUACAGUAUAGAUAGAGAAGUAUAAAAGUCAUGAAACAAAAUAACAAACAGACUAUGAAAUGAAAUGAAAAAGGACUAUUACUGUUUUGGAAUACAGUGUGAAAGAGUGAAAAUAUUAUUAUUUUUUGUUUGUUUAUUUUUGAAAGAAAAACAGCCAGUAUUCCAAUUUUGAAGAGAUGACACACAGCUUUCAGGAGACACUGAGGCAUGAUGACUAUGUAAUUAUGUCUGACCCUUGUGCUAAUCUAACCUGGAUAGAGGCAUUUCUGACUACAUCAGAUCACCUUGACCUCUACAUGCACAGGUAAUGAUACUUAACCAAGCAACACAAUUAAUUACUGUACCAUGUAACCACUGUCAGGAGCCCAUAAUCUAGAGUGAAACUCCAAUACAAGGCCUAUGUCUCAGGGUUUUCACAGACGCUGCUCUCUGUAUUUGCACACACAUUGUCAGGGCUUUUGGCUAAGAGUCGGGGGCCGGAGAUUUUCCCCGAAAGGAAGAUAGAAUCAAAAGAACUUCCCAGCCCCUCUUACUAAUUAGUGCAUUUUGUAAAAUCCAACUAGUUGUCUAUUAUCAAUGCUGCAUUCUGAUUGGUUGAGCUACUACUAGGCUAUAUGUUAUAGCCCACUAGUAGCGAAAACCGCAGGCUUUGAAAACCAAAACAAGAGCUUCAAGUCUAUCUUUAACUACAGCUAAAGUUGUUUUGUCUCGAUAUAUUAAUUUUGACCAACUAGUUGGAUUUUACUAAAACAAUAUUAUUAUUCCUCUCGCCCUCAUGGCCUCUGAGUCAGUGGCCCAUUUGGCCUUCGGCCUCAUGGGCUAUUUACUCAGAGCCCAUUCAGGCUCGAGGAAUAAUUGUUGAAUACCCGGCAACUUCAAAUUUUAGCAACAGCUAGCCCUGCAUUGUGGAGCACUUUUUCACAUGAAACUGGAAGAUCUGCUCUGUCAAGCACAUUCAAUAGCAAGGCAUUUAAAAAACUAAAAUGGUACUAAAACAUGAAUAAUAAUACCAUUAGAACCACUGACAAGAGUCUCAAGAAAGCAUGCAAAAUAAGUAAAAUACGACAGUAUAAAUAUUGUAACUUGCUAUGAAGAUGACCAAUGUACCUUUAGUUGCAAGAACUGCCCAAGCAAGUUGACACUUUUCUAGAAAUCAAAAUUUUAAAGAGGGGAAAUGACUUCUGUACAAGUUGUUUGCCACUACAGUGUCAUGACGUCAGUAGUAAAGAAAUAUCUGUUGUGGUUCAAUUUUAUCCGUAGUUUAAAUUUUCUUUUCUUAUGUUUUUGGGUAUGGUAAUUUAUGAUAAUGAGUUUGAAACAAAAGAAAAGAAAACUUAAUUGAACCACAACAUAUCCACUCCAGAUUGCAGGGAAGAUUGCAUAUACUGUGAUUUAAUAUUAAGGCGCUUGCAAUAUUUCAGAUGCCAACAGAUUCAAUUUCAAGUUGCCAAUGUCCUGGCAGAUAUGGCAGAGAUUAAACUAAAAGAACAAGAACAAGAAUCAACCCCUUUAUCAAGAGGAUUGCAAUUAUUCAUGAGAGCAAAGGCAGGAUUAGGCAAAAAGACUACACCUUGA
Porites evermanni is the source of this 5278-nucleotide messenger RNA. NCBI's taxonomy places the organism in Eukaryota, Metazoa, Cnidaria, Anthozoa, Scleractinia, Poritidae. The record is from the annotation of a GenBank genome assembly.